AUGCCAGUCGGGCCAUUUGAUGGGCGCAAGAAACGGUCAAGAUGUGUUUCGUGCGCUAGAAGCCACCUCAAGUGUUCUGGAAACUACCCAUGCAACAAUUGCCAGAAGAAACAGAUCGACUGCACGUUCGAGGCACAGAAGCCAAUGCGAAUCCGUAUUGACUAUGCACAAUCUGCUGUGAGGGUUGAUGGUCGUGUGGCUCGCUCUAAACCCUGCGGAAGCACAUCUCCUCAACUGGGCAUCGGCCUCUCUAAUAAUUAUGUCUACUAUCUCUCCCACUACUUCAACGAAUUUCUUCGACGCAACGUUGUCAAUCCCAAGACAAAGGGCUUAACCGAUGUGGUCAGUUUGAUGAAAAACAAAGUCCCAUUUGGUUUCGUCCAUCAUGCCGUUCUUUCGGUUGGAGCAAUGCAAGCCUUUAAAUUAAACGCAUCCGAAGGAAUUGACUCAAGCAAGGCUUAUAGCUUAGCUGUUGGCCACUACUCAAAAGCAGUAACAGGGUUGCGACAAACCCUUGAUCAAUUCGAUCAACAACCUAGUUCCCUUCACUGUGUUUUGUGGACAACACACCUUCUAGGUCUUUUUGAGCUUAUGAAUGAUGCAUCGGGAGCAGGGUGGGUACAGCACCUGGUCCAUGGUACAUCCAAGGCUCUUGUCGCUGCAGGCCCAACAGCAUGUAAGUCAAUUCCCGGCCAGCGAUUUUUUGCAGAGAUUCAAGCAUUUGAAGCCUGCCGGGCCAUCAUAUUCAAUGAACCUACGUUUCUCGCAAGUCCAGAGUGGAGGCUCCUCGUUGAGGAAAUACAGGGUAAGAGUCAAGGAGACAAUGGUAGCUUGAAUGAACUUCUCAGCAUCGUUGUUUCAUGUGCGACUCUGCGCGUUAGGGUACGUGAUUUUCUCUACUCGUCAGAGAGCCAACCCUCAGACCAGCAUGGAAUGAGUCAGGACAACUCCUAUGGUAUCAUUUCAGAAGGGUUUCGCCUCCGACAAGCUCUAAUCGACUGGGAAGCCGGGCUGUCUUCAACAUGCCCCGAAGAAGAAAACAUCGAUUUAGUAGCCAAGAGCUUUUUCUGUCUGGCACAGGCAUACUUUGCAGCUACAAGUAUUUAUCUCUCUGGAGUGUUUGACUACGAGAUGCAAUACUGGCAGGACAUGGAAAUUGUACCACCCACCUUGAGCGAACAGGAGAUACAAACGCAUGUCAAUAAUAUACUUGGGACAACAACCAUGCUCUUGGAGAAUUCUCCGAUCUCGCCGUUGCUGGUUCUUUUCCCGUUGCGUGUUGCAGGGGCACGGUCUUGGCAGAAGUGGCAGCAGGAUUGUAUCAUACAGAGUCUCUUGGCAGUGGAAAUGUCAUUUCCGGUUGCUGCUGCUUUCAGAGCUGAUCUUCAGGAGUUGUGGAUUGGGCGAGAUCAUCUAUCGUAG
Molecule: messenger RNA, 1422 nt
Organism: Fusarium graminearum PH-1
Lineage: Eukaryota; Fungi; Ascomycota; Sordariomycetes; Hypocreales; Nectriaceae
Exons: 4
Coding region: 1-1422 (473 amino acids)
Biological process (GO): regulation of DNA-templated transcription
Molecular function (GO): DNA-binding transcription factor activity, RNA polymerase II-specific; zinc ion binding
Source: RefSeq, a predicted model, not a curated record